AUGUCGAUGUUGCCCAACUGCAAGGUGGUGACCAACAAUGGCGACGACGCCAAGCGGCAGCUGGUGUGCGUGACCGGAGCGGGGGGCUUCAUCGGGUCGUGGGUGGUGCGAGAGCUCCUCCUCCGUGGCUACCGCGUCAGGGGAACCGCCAGGGAUCCCGCGGACGGCAAGAACGCCCACCUGCUCGCGCUGGGGGGAGCCGGCGGCGAGCGGCUCUCCCUGUGCCGCGCCGACGUCUUGGACUUCGCCAGCCUGCGCGCCGCGUUCGCCGGCUGCCAUGGCGUCUUCCACGUCGCCUGCCCGGUGUCCAACCAUGAUCCAGAGCUGGUGAAGGUCGCGGUGGAGGGGACGAGGAACGUGAUGAACGCGGCGGCGGACAUGGGCGUGCGCCGCGUGGUGUUCACGUCGUCCUACGGCGCCGUGCACAUGAACCCCAGCAGGAGCCCCGACACCGUCGUCGACGAGACCUGCUGGAGCGACCCCGAAUUCUGCCGGCGAACUGACAUGUAUUGCUACGCGAAGACGGUUGCGGAGAGGACGGCGAGCGAGGAGGCGUCCAGGCGCGGGCUUCACCUCGCGGUGGUGGUGCCGUCGAUGACGAUGGGUCCCAUGCUGCAGCAGACGCUCAACCUCAGCGCCACGCACGUCGCCAAAUACCUCACCGGCGCCAAGAAGUCGUACCCGAACGCCGUCGCCGCCUACGCCGACGUCCGUGACGUCGCCCGCGCGCACGUCCUCGUCUACGAGCGCCCCGACGCCCGCGGCCGCUACCUCUGCAUCGGCACCGUCGUCCACCGCGCCGACCUCCUCCAGAUCCUCAAGGACCUCUUCCCCUACUACCCCGCCACUACCACCACCAAGUGUGAGGACGACGGGAAGCCGAUGGCGCAGCCGUACAAGUUCUCGAACAAGAGGCUCCAGGACCUGGGUUUGGUGUUCACUCCACUGAAGCAGAGUUUGUACGAGACAGUCAUCUGCAUGCAGCACAAGGGUCACCUACCUGUCAUCGUUCCACAGCGGCUCUCGUGCCUGUAG
This is a messenger RNA of Oryza brachyantha (malo sina), 1035 nucleotides long. RefSeq names its product cinnamoyl-CoA reductase 1-like. The transcript is spliced from 4 exons. The coding region runs from base 1 to 1035 and encodes 344 amino acids. Gene Ontology annotation, molecular function: oxidoreductase activity, acting on the CH-OH group of donors, NAD or NADP as acceptor. The record is from RefSeq and is a predicted model, not a curated record. Lineage: Eukaryota; Viridiplantae; Streptophyta; Magnoliopsida; Poales; Poaceae. Gene Ontology annotation, biological process: lignin biosynthetic process.